AUGGUGCGUGUGGGCGGGGGAUGGGACACAUUAGAACACUAUCUGGACAAGCAUGAUCCCUGCCGCUGUGCUGCCUUUGGUGAGGUCACCUCUUCCCAAACAACCAGCCCUUUACACUUUAUAGUCACUGAGUUGUAUUUUAUUGUAUGAUAUUGUACUCUAUUGCAUCUCAUUCUCAGUCUGUAUGAUGCUCACAAUUGGUUUACAAUUGUAUCCAUUUGAGCAGGUUAUCUGAUAUAACUCAGGUCAGGAGUUGUACACAAGCUUACACUAUAAGGUUUAUGCAACCUUGGGAUUACGAGAUCGGUUCCUUUGACACAACUACAGUACAUUCACACAGUCUUCAUAGUGCUACCAUAGUACUACCAUAGUGUUACCAUAGUGUUACCAUAGUGCUACUAUAGUGUUACCAUAGUGCUACCAUGGUGCUAACAUAGUGUUACCAUAGUGUUACCAUAGUGCUACCAUGGUGCUAACAUAGUGUUACCAUAGUGCUACUAUAGUGUUACCAUGGUGCUACCAUAGUGUUACCAUAGUGCUACUAUAGUGUUACCAUGGUGCUACCAUAGUGUUACCAUAGUGCUACUAUAGUGUUACCAUGGUGCUAACAUAGUGUUAUCAUAGUGCUACUAUAGUGUUACCAUAGUGCUACCAUGGUGCUACUAUAGUGUUACCAUAGUGCUUCCAUAGUGCUACCAUGGUGCUAACAUAGUGUUACCAUAGUGUUACCCUAGUGUUACCAUAGUGUUACCAUAGUGCUACUAUAGUGUUACCAUAGUGCUACCAUGGUGCUAACAUAGUGUUACCAUAGUGUUACCAUGGUGCUAACAUAGUGUUACCAUAGUGUUACCAUAGUGCUACUAUAGUGCUACCAUGGUGCUAACAUAGUGUUACCCUAGUGCUACCCUAGUGUUACCAUAGUGCUACCUUAUUCAGGAUCAUGUCAAUGGCCUUUCAUACAACACUACACCUUACUCAUAAAGUACAGGAGAUUGAUGGCACCUUAAUUGGGGAGGACGGGCUCGUAGUAAUGGCUGGAGCGGUAUCAGUGGAAUGGUAUCAAAUACAUCAAACACAUGGUUUGAUACCAUUCCAUUCGCUCCGUUCCAGCCAUCAUUAUGAGCCGUCCUCCCCUCAGCAGCCUCCACUGUCAUAAAGCCCUCAUCACGCCCUCAUAAACAUGACCUGAUGGCUGCCAUAACCAUUCAUAUCAGUUCAUGUUUAACCUUCCAUGAUAGCGUGAUAGGCAGGCAGUAGUGGAAUAAUACCUGGUGUCAAGGCUUUAAACCAUGUGGAUAGAAGAGCUCUUCCUUCUCCAUGAGUUAACACUGCCAGACUGAUGAUGUCAGUGGCCUUGUGUCUGCACAGCUGACUGAGGCUGAAGUAAUGCUUGGUGUUGCAUUUCUAACCCAUGAUCUCCUCAACUUCAUAAAUAUGACAUGUUUUUACAGGUCUACAGGUUAUGAACUGUAGGUCUACUCCAAAGUCAAGAUCAUCAUGCCUUACAUUAUUCAUCUGAUUCCUCAGUUGCUUCAUCUCCUGCACCAGUUGUGAAGGAUUCAUGCUAUGUAUGCUAUGUUGAUCCCUGGAUCCAACCCUCAAUCUAUUCUAUUCUAUGUCUGUCUGAUGCUGGAGUAAUCUGCACAGUUGUUCUUAUUAUCCAUGGUAUGGAACCUAAGCCUCUACUAAUAUUGUGGUAUUGUGUCUGUUCUUGUUCCUUGCAGCUCACCGGUAUCACCAGGCCAAAGCCAGCGGGCAGGGUUCCCACAGCAAGUCCUCUAGCGCCCACUCCUCCCGCUCCACCAGCCCAGGCCCACACUGGCGUAAUGAGGGCAUUGCCCCCUAUAAGCCGCCUGACAGACGCUCCCAGGGCUUGGAGCCUCAGUGUGCCCCCUGUGCCCCCUCCUCCACCCGGCCUGGCCGCUCCCACCACCCCUCCCUCCCCACGGAGCUCGACUCCAACACAGGACGCACCCCCCUACUACCACGACCACCGCGGGACCGCACAGAACCACGACACUUCAACCCUCUCAGGUGAGUUGUGUUGUGGUGUGGUGUGUUGUGUUGUGUUGUGUUGUGGUGUGUUGUGUUGUGCUAAUGACACUUCAUCGUCUUUGUCUGCAUCACCAGCACUGAUCCACUUUUCACCGCCCACCCGCCCACACACCAACCCACAAACACAAAACUGGGAGGCGUCAAAUUACACAAGGCAGAUUUUCCUAAUCUAAGGUGACAUUGCGCUGACACAGUCCUGCCCUCCCAGCCAUACCACUCUGCCUCCUGGUGGCCAGACUGGGCACACACCUUGAUUGCUGCCGUCACCUCCCCCUCUCCCUCCCUCUCGACCCCUCUUCUCCCUCCUUUCCUAUGGCUCCAUUAAUUACAGCCAGAGCUGAUGGAUAGAAUUAGGGUGCCUGUUGAUUGUACUGGAGGAAAAACACAUCUCCCUUUUUCUGCUGAUGUCUCUGACUGAAGUGGCACGACAGUCAGAGUAUUGGUAUUUUAUUGCCUAUAAAACUAUUUUCUGGUCAGUAAAGAGAGUGAAAUCCCUCAGCUCUCCACAUAAUGUCCGUUGAGUGUUGUUGGUCUUACAUACCUCCCUCAUACGUCAGUGUGUGCAGAUGCCAUUGUUCAAUACAAUGAAGGCCUAUGGGCUCGUUUAAUUUGGCUCACGGCCAAUGAGUGGCUGAGUAUCCGGAGUGAGUGAUGGUUCAGGCCAGGCGUCACGGCAACAGGCCUUGGUACAGGUUAACCCCUUCAGGAUCAGCACCUCCAAGUGCACCAGACUAGAUAAGGGUUCAUCUGAAUGACGCCCCCCCAGGCCCUGUUGCUCCCCCCAGGAAGUAAGUUUCAGGUGGGCUAAUCUGGAGGGAAAACCCCAUGUGCUUCGUUAUUUCAAGCCGUCAGAAUUCUGUCAAUAUUUGUUUGACUAAGUCAUUAUUUUAAAUGGCAAAGUCAAUAUUUGAUAAAAUUAUCAAUUCAGUCACUCAUAUUUAUUUAGCCCUGUUUAUAUAAUGUGCAAUACUCUUUUCUUGAUUGUUUGUUAUGGUUUCACAGAGCAUUAUAGAAGUGGUUACAUAAAGAAUGUCAAUAAAGAAAAUGGAUAAAGUUAAUGCUUAAUACAGGAUAUUGCCAGAGAGCACAUGUCUAUCAUGUUGUUGUUGUGGCCACUGCUACAGAGCUCUACUGAUUGUGUUCCUAUCUUACUGUAAAUCAAGUGUAUCCUCUCUAGGAUGGUAAGUUGUCCUGAGGGGCCCACUGGUGCGUGACAGUGGAGUGGUGUGGUGAGCUCUGGGAGUGCAGAGUAAAUCCAUAGGGCCUAUAAUCCUGCCCCCACUUGCUCUCAUUUUCCCUGUAAUCCCUGAGCCUGAUCCAGCCCAGUGUUCCGAGAAGCACCGAGCCCUACGUGUGUCAGUCAGGGUAGGCAGCAGCAGGCCUGCAGGGAGGUUCCUCAUGAUCCCUGGAGGUCACACACAGGUCACAGGUCCCGUCAUGGACUGGAGGUGGAUGGUGUUUACUGUAAACCUGUCAGGGCCAGGGGAGUGGGGGGAGCAUGGAGAAUGGGCUCUGAGCAUGUUGUUUUUCUCAAACUGUUAUGAAUGUUCAAAAAGUUGUGUUGGACAGGAUAAUGUGAUAUUUAUUUUAUUCCAAUGAUAAAAUGUACUAAGGCCAGAAAUAAAUAAAAGAUAACUAUAAAUAACUCCCUGUCUGUCUUCCUCCCUCUGUGUUCUGAAGGUUUAAUGACUCGUCAUUGAUGACAGUGACCCGCCGUCUAUCAGGGGACAGCGACUCCUCUACAGCCUCCUCUAAGGGAGGAGGAGGAGGGGCAGGGGGAGGCCGCUCAUCUCUGGGAGGCACCCGUCGCUCCGGAGAGGAGGUGGUCCUGCUGGUCAACAGGAAGGAGGGGAAGCAUUUGAUCAAAAGGCCUGGAGGAGGAGGUCAGAUCCCAGCCCUGUGCCCCCCAAUGCCCCGCGCACGCAGCCACUCCCGGGAACGCCCUGCCCCUGCCGCCAUCCUCAAACCCAGCCCCCCACAGGGCCCCUCUGACGGGCUCAGGACCAGUCGUGGGGACAGGGGCCGCUCUCUGGGGCCCGAAGGCCCCCGCAGGGUCCAGGCCUCGCGCUCCCACAGCCAGGGGAAGAUGCCCAGCCGGAGUCAGACCAGCGAUGCCAGCCAUGGAUCCUCUCCCCGUCACGGGGCCUCUCAGCCCCCAUCCUCUGACAGACGAGAGGAGCUGAGGGCCAAACAACUGCCCCCCGCCUCCCCCAGAAUCAGUGGAGGUUUUUCCAGGAGACAAUCGUCCUCCUGCUCUAAUUCACCUAUCAAAGGGCUUCAGAGCAGCAGCCCCAGUAAGAAGACUAUGGUGGCUCCCAGGCCCCCCGCUCCACGCUCCCCCUCGGUAGGGAAGAGUAGGCUGCUGCCCCCAGUCUCCCAGGCAGGCCGACGCUCUCCUCACUCCUCUUCCCCCCGCUCCUCUCACCACCAUGGGCGUGGACCCCGCUCCCCUCGAACCUCCCACGGCCCUCGCUCCAAUGGGCAUGGCCACAGGGGGUUGGCCGGCUCUGAGCGACAGGAACCCCAGGAGGAGGGGCUAGGUUAUAACUUCCAGAUGCUGCCCAAUCUGGACCCCCAGAAGGAGCAGGACCUGUACCGCAGCUUUGAGGCUGAGUUCCUGGCUAACACAGGGCAGGGGCCCAGUAGACCCACAGGGGGGGGCACCCUUCAGCUGCCCACCUCCUCACACCCACAGCAGGGGGUUGGGACUCAAAUCCUCCGCACACCUGCCUCUGCUGACCCUAACGUUACUGACUCGGCCUACUCCUCCUCCAAUUCCUCCACCUCCUCACUCAACGUGGGGGGGAAGAUAGGAGCUCUGCCUGACCUCCGGGAGUCCAAGAGAACUAACUCACAUUUCUGUGGAGGACUAGAGGAUACCCUGGCCCCACUGCAUGGCCAUAGCCCGGGCGGAUUAUCUAAUGGUGGGCACACAGAACCAGAGCGCUGGAGCGGGCGAGGUGGAGGUCUCAGGAAGCUCCCUGCCAUCUCCAGUUCCAUGGAGGAAGGGGAGCUCCUGUCCUCCUUUCCUGGCCGGAAAGACUCAGUACUGGGCAUACCUCUCAGCCAUACCCCCUCCCAACUUCCUUUUAACCCCAGGAGCAUGAAUGGGGGCCAUGUCAGUGGUGCUCCAGGAGAGGUGCUGAUGGAGAGCCAGCAGGGUCAGCUGGGCUGGGGCUCAGGGCCUGAGGGAGAUGUCCCUCUGGAGGAUCGCCAACCAAGCUUCCCCUACGACCUGGAGGAUGGAGACCCCAACGAUGACCUCCCUCCCCCAGAGUCUUGUCCCUCACCCAUCCCCCUGCCCCCCUCUAAGGACUGCUCCUUCCAGGAAGACUCCUCCAGUGAGAGCUCCUCCAUGUGCUUCAGCCUGAGUGAAUCACGCUCAGAGUCCUCUCCUCCACCUCCUUCCCUAGCCAAUAGGGAUGCUGUUGAUGGGAGUGUUGUCCUCCGGCCCAAGAGGGCAGGGAAGAAGGCUGACAGGGUGCCCUCCAUUUACAAGCUCAAGCUGAGGCCCCGGAUCAGACCCCGUACAGACAACCGGCCAGAGAACAGCCCGUCACGUAUCCCCACCCCAGUCAGCUACAGAGACCUGCAGGCCGGGGGCAACCUCACCCCCCUCCACACCCCCUCUCCACCACAGUCCCCUCAGAGCUCACAUUCCAACGGCCACCCAGCCUCACGCAAGGCCCUGCACCAGGCCUUCGGCGACCUAAUCCACCCCCAGUCAUGCUCCCCCGCCAUGGGCAGCACCUACUCCGUACAGUCAGGGAGUGGCCUGGACACUGAGGCCUGGAUGUAG
Coregonus sp. 'balchen' is the source of this 5854-nucleotide messenger RNA. The record is from the annotation of a GenBank genome assembly. Lineage: Eukaryota; Metazoa; Chordata; Actinopteri; Salmoniformes; Salmonidae.